Molecule: messenger RNA, 650 nt
Organism: Atta colombica
Lineage: Eukaryota; Metazoa; Arthropoda; Insecta; Hymenoptera; Formicidae
Exons: 3
Coding region: 19-330 (103 amino acids)
Source: RefSeq, a predicted model, not a curated record
UCCACAUAAUCCAGCAAGAUGAAACACUUCGGAUUAUUGUGUAUAGUUCUCAUCUUGGUUCAUUUUAGUACACAAAUUCCACAAUUUGAGAACUGUCCUGAAAAUGUUAUGCAGUCAUUUAAUAGCUGCGAAUGUUGUAAAAUAGAAUGUUUCUCAGAAGGGACAGACAUUAGAAUGGUAGUACUUGCAUGUCCCUUGUCUUUCAUUCUGUGUCCGCCAGGAACACACAUAGAUAAUCAUGAAGAUAACACAAAAAUAUAUCCAGAUUGUUGCGGACAUACCAUUUGCAAAGAGAAAAAUAAAAAUGACAGAAUAAAAAGAAUAAAAUGAAGAAUAAAAAUGCAAGUUGCAUACAUUACUGCAUAAUUAAAAAAUAAUAUGCAGAAAUAUUGUGAAAAUGUACAAUAAUUUCUGAUAAUCUGAUCUUUAUUUCUUUACUCAGUUAAUUUGAUAUGAGUAGUAUACAAAUUUUUUUCGUAAACUUGAUAAAAGCAAUACAUCUAUAUCUAUAUGUAUAUGUAUUAAUAAACAAGCAUUGAGAAAAAAAUAUUUUAAUAGUAAGAAUAAAAAACAUCAUGUGUGUGUAAUUUUAAAAUCUUAAUUUUUUACUUGGGUUUUGAGAAAUAAAAAUUCAUUAUUUCUUAUAACAA